CGCUCGGCUCGCGCGCUUGCAGCGUGCGCGCCGGCCUCGCUCCUUCCUGCUCUUCCCAGGGUGAUCAGCUGGUCUGCGCUCCCCUGACGUGGGUCGGGGCACGUCACCGCCGAAUGGCAGCCUCCAGAAAGGCACCGCGAGUAAGGGCGAAUCAUCAGGAUUUUCAGCUGAAAAAUUUAAGAAUAAUUGAGCCUAACGAGGUGACACACUCAGGAGACCCAGGUGUGGAAAGAGACGGCGGAAUGGCUCCGAAGAUCACCUCCGAGCUGCUUUGGCAGCUGAGACAAGCCAUGAGGAACGCCGAGUAUGUGGCAGAACCAAUCCAGGCCUACAUCAUCCCGUCGGGAGAUGCUCACCAGAGCGAAUACAUUGCUCCGUGUGACUGCCGGCGGGCCUUCGUCUCUGGAUUUGAUGGCUCUGCGGGCACGGCCAUCAUCACAGAAGAGCAUGCGGCCAUGUGGACUGAUGGACGCUACUUUCUCCAGGCGGCCAAGCAGAUGGACAGCAACUGGACGCUCAUGAAGAUGGGUCUGAAGGACACACCAACUCAGGAAGACUGGCUGGUGAGUGUACUUCCUGAAGGAUCCAGGGUUGGUGUGGACCCACUGAUCAUUCCUACAGACUACUGGAAGAAGAUGGCCAAGGUUCUGAGAAAUUCAGGCCACCACCUCAUUCCUGUCAAGGAGAACCUCGUGGACAAAAUCUGGACAGACCGCCCCGAGCGCCCAUGCAAGCCCCUCCUCACACUGGGUCUGGACUACACAGGCAUCUCCUGGAAGGACAAGGUUGCAGACCUUCGGUUGAAAAUGGCUGAGAGGAACGUCGUGUGGUUUGUGGUCACUGCCCUGGAUGAGAUUGCAUGGCUGUUCAAUCUCCGAGGGUCAGAUGUGGAGCACAAUCCGGUGUUUUUCUCCUAUGCAAUCAUAGGAUUGGAGACGAUCAUGCUCUUCAUUGAUGGUGACCGCAUAGAUGCCCCCAGUGUGAAGGAGCACCUGCUUUUUGACUUGGGCCUGGAAGCAGAAUACAGGAUCCAGGUGCUUCCCUACAGAUCCAUCCUGAGCGAGCUCAAGGCUCUUUGUGCCAAUCUGUCUCCAAGGGAGAAGGUGUGGGUCAGCGACAAAGCCAGCUAUGCUGUGAGCGAGGCCAUCCCCAAGGAUCAUCGAUGCUGUAUGCCUUACACCCCCAUCUGCAUCGCCAAAGCUGUGAAGAAUUCUGCCGAAUCAGAAGGCAUGAGGCGAGCUCACAUUAAAGAUGCUGUUGCCCUCUGUGAACUCUUUAACUGGCUGGAGAAAGAGGUGCCCAAAGGUGGCGUGUCAGAGAUCUCAGCUGCUGACAAAGCCGAGGAAUUUCGCAGGCAGCAGGCUGACUUUGUGGACCUGAGCUUCCCAACGAUCUCUAGUACGGGACCCAAUGGCGCCAUCAUUCACUACGCGCCGGUCCCUGAGACGAAUAGGACAUUGUCGCUAGAUGAAGUGUACCUGAUUGACUCGGGAGCCCAAUACAAGGAUGGAACGACAGAUGUGACACGGACCAUGCAUUUUGGGACCCCUACAGCCUACGAGAAGAGGCAGGAUUUUCUGAGCUGCCGGAAAACUCCAGGACUGAAGCAUCUGUCCUCGUUCUGCAACAUGCCCCUGGGUUUUCUUUGGCAGGAAUGCUUCACAUAUGUCCUCAAGGGCCACAUAGCUGUGAGUGCAGCUGUUUUCCCGACUGGAACCAAAGGACACCUUCUUGACUCGUUUGCCCGCUCAGCUUUAUGGGAUUCUGGCCUGGAUUACCUGCACGGAACGGGACACGGUGUUGGGUCUUUUCUGAAUGUUCACGAGGGCCCUUGUGGCAUCAGUUAUAAAACGUUCUCCGAUGAGCCCUUGGAGGCAGGCAUGAUUGUCACUGAUGAGCCAGGGUAUUAUGAAGAUGGGGCUUUUGGAAUUCGCAUUGAAAAUGUGGUCCUGGUGGUUCCUGUGAAGACCAAGUAUAACUUCAAUAACCGGGGAAGCCUCACCUUUGAACCUUUAACUUUGGUUCCGAUACAGACCAAAAUGAUAGAUGUGGAUUCUCUUACAGACAAAGAGUGUGACUGGCUCAACAAUUACCACCUGACCUGCAGGGACGUGAUCGGGAAGGAAUUGCAGAAGCAGGGCCGCCAGGAAGCUCUCGAGUGGCUCAUCAGGGAGACGCAGCCCAUCUCCAAGCAGCAUUAAUCCUCCCUGGUUUUUGUUUUUGUAAAAUGCUCUGGGGAAGGGAAGAAGCCUGCCAGAUCCCUGACAGCUGUCCCCUUUCCUCUCCUCCCUUCUUUCUUCCCCUUUUUACUUUGAGAUUCUAAGAAGAACUGAGAAAUCUUCUUAUCCUCUUUGAUAUUUUCUUGCAAACACUCAGUCUUUUAUGAUUUUUUUAAUUGUUGAGAACGAGCCAAGAAUAAAAUUGCUGCACCAGAAGGAGGGUCCCGCAAAGCUGAUCACUCGCUCAGGGAGACGCCCCGAGCAGCCGCAGUGAGUUCUCUGGCCAGUGAUGGUGAAACACUGAGUGCUUACUCUCUGAUGGUCAGGUUCCAGGUGCUAGUACAUUAUUCAUGAUCACCUUGAUUCAUGAGACUGUAUUUAUGAUCAGUGAAUAAAAUGUCAGAAUGUG
This is a messenger RNA of Mirounga angustirostris (Northern elephant seal), 2628 nucleotides long. It is a transcript of the gene XPNPEP1, whose product is annotated as X-prolyl aminopeptidase 1. Gene Ontology annotation, molecular function: metalloaminopeptidase activity. Bases 114 to 2201 code for a protein of 695 amino acids. The transcript is spliced from 21 exons. NCBI's taxonomy places the organism in Eukaryota, Metazoa, Chordata, Mammalia, Carnivora, Phocidae. The record is from RefSeq and is a predicted model, not a curated record.